AUGUCUCUCAGCCACUACAUCAAUAAACAAGUUCUCAUUCUCACAGUGGACGGCCGUACGCUUCUCGGCACAUUGCUGUCAACCGAUCAACUCACCAACCUGGUCCUCUCCAAUACCAUUGAACGCAUCAUCCGCACCCCAGACGAUGACGAGCCUUCAUCUCAAAUCGAGCACGGCCUGUACCUAAUCCGUGGAGAUAAUGUGGUAAUCUGCGGCGAAGUUGACGAGAAAAUCGACGGCGAUAUCGACUGGACAAAGGUGAAGGGAGAGGUAAUCAGGGACACCAAGAAUGCAUGA
Penicillium antarcticum is the source of this 297-nucleotide messenger RNA. Its product is annotated as U6 snRNA-associated Sm-like protein LSm8. Gene Ontology annotation, cellular component: U6 snRNP; precatalytic spliceosome; U4/U6 x U5 tri-snRNP complex. The transcript is spliced from 2 exons. The record is from RefSeq and is a predicted model, not a curated record. Gene Ontology annotation, biological process: mRNA splicing, via spliceosome. The coding region runs from base 1 to 297 and encodes 98 amino acids. Gene Ontology annotation, molecular function: RNA binding. NCBI's taxonomy places the organism in Eukaryota, Fungi, Ascomycota, Eurotiomycetes, Eurotiales, Aspergillaceae.